AUGAAAACAACGGCAAACAAGGAAACAACGGCAAACAAGGAAACGACGGCUAACAAGGAAACAACGGCUAACAAGGAAACAACAGCAAACAAGGAAACAACAGCAAACAAGGAAACAACGGCAAACAAGGAAACGACGGCUAACAAGGAAACAACGGCUUACAAGGAAACAACGGCUAACAAGGAAACAACGGCCAACAAGGAAACAACGGCAAACAAGGAAACAACGCCUAACAAGGAAACAACGGCAAACAAGGAAACAACGGCUAACAAGGAAACGACGGCUAACAAGGAAACAACGGCUAACAAGGAAACAACGGCUAACAAGGAAAAAACGGCUAACAAGGAAACAACGGCUUACAAGGAAACAACGGCUAACAAGGAAACAACGGCUAACAAGGAAACAACAGCAAACAAGGAAACGACGGCAAACAAGGAAACAACGGCAAACAAGGAAACAGCAAAAUAUUGGAAACAACAGGAAUUUAGGCGACAUAAAAACAAUGGAAAUGUUGAAAGAAUGGACACGCCAGGAGUUAAGUAG
Messenger RNA from Mizuhopecten yessoensis (Yesso scallop), 543 nucleotides. RefSeq names its product proteoglycan 4-like. The transcript has a single exon. The record is from RefSeq and is a predicted model, not a curated record. Lineage: Eukaryota; Metazoa; Mollusca; Bivalvia; Pectinida; Pectinidae. Bases 1 to 543 code for a protein of 180 amino acids.